GAGAGAUGGAUCAGAGGGCCAUCCAGCAGGAGUUUAAGGAUCAGUUCAACGAUGUGGUUUCCAGACUGCAGUCCAAGCAGUUCUUCCAGUCUGACUGGGACAUUGCUUCUUUUGCAAUCUUUUUCAUCUUCAUUGGUAUGGUGCUGCUGCUGGUCAUCCUGGUUCUCAUCCGCUGCUGCUGCUGCUGCUGCUGCGAUGAUGACAAGCCUCGAAGACGGAAGGUUGGCAUAGAGAACAUGGCUCUGGAGCCCUGACAGCUGACCUGCACUGAUCAAGUAUUGUGAAGGUGACUGAGGAAUGUAGAAGCAGAGCCUCACAGUUUGACUGCUGUGCCAAAACAUGCUUUGAUUUGAAUGAAUUAGUUGUUCACAAGCCCUUUGCUACCCAGAUUAUGGAAAUCUAACACACGUGAUCUUGUUGACUGUCACUGCUAUGUGGGUUUUAUUGCUAGGAUACCACAGAGGAGAUGGAAAGUCUCUGCUGUCUGUGUUUUCAUGCCUCUGUAGAAUACAACUUCCUCUCACUGUCUUUGUCAGAAGGAUGUUAAUGUUUUAAUUAGAAGGUUUUAUGUAGUAAUAAAAAAUAUAAAAGUGAUAAAAAUGUAAA
This is a messenger RNA of Lates calcarifer (barramundi perch), 606 nucleotides long. RefSeq names its product small integral membrane protein 22 (gene smim22). The record is from RefSeq and is a predicted model, not a curated record. Lineage: Eukaryota; Metazoa; Chordata; Actinopteri; Centropomidae. Gene Ontology annotation, biological process: regulation of cell population proliferation.